GGUUGAAUCGUGGACCAAUUUUAUGAUCAUGGUCAUCUAUAUAAGCAUGAGGAUAAUGAUUGUAUGUGCCCAAAAUCCAAUUUUGAUGGAGAUAUUAGAGCCCUUCAUUCAGAUGAUUCUGAGCCCCCGGAUUGAGUCGGAUCCUGAUUGGGUCCAUUUGAGUCCGAGUCAUUUUAUUUUAUUGCAUUAUUUACUUUUGUCUUAGUCAAGUCGAUUGGGUUAGUUGUUUUGUUAUUAGACUAGUCAAUUAGGUCUAUAUAAUUAGGCCAAUUUAGUGGACCAACUUUGGAAAGGGUUAAUUGAUGUAAGAGUCCGAAUUUAGUCAGUGUCAAUUGAUUGAUUUGGUCAAUUGAUUACUUGAAUCGGUCAAGAUCUAUAUAAAGACCAUCCCUCUCAUGUACGAGGCAAUUGAUGAUUGAAUGAAAAAAACCUAGCCUCCUUCUUCUUCUUCUAUAAUCUCUUCUUUCUGUAUCUCUAUAAUCUCUUCUUUCUUCUUCUUCUCUUUUUCUUUCUCUUACUCUCUUCCUCCCUACAGUGGUGUUCAUCAAAUUCUAUCCCAUAAGUUUCUAAUGUGAUAGAUUAGAGUAGUAGUGAUAGAUAAACACGAAUAUUCGUGUCACCCUCCACCAGCCCUAGGAGCGUUUACUUUCCUACGAAGGGGAAACUCUUCUUUUCGAAUCUAAUCCGCCCUUCCACGGUUCCACCUUCUUCCGUUUAGACUAAUAGGGCUAAAGCUAUGAGACACCGGCGCUCCAACCCUCCCGCGGCGGCCGGAGCCGCCUCACUUCAAAUCUCCCGCCACGGCGGCGACCGCGACCACCCCAUCCCCGUCGACCGCCUCUCCGUCGAGGGCGACGAUGAGAAGGAAGACAGAGACUCCGUCGCCGGAAUCUCCCACUACAGCGGCGACAGGAACCGCCCCAUCUCCGUCGAGGACUACCACGACGACGUCCUCCUCCAGAUCGCCAUUGCCGAGUCCCUCCACCACCAGCCCCCGCCUGCCUUCAUCGACCUCGAGGGCUCCGAAGGUGUUAAACAAGAGAGCCGCGGCCGGGAAGGGAAAAGGCCCAUUAAAGAGAUCUCUUUUAUCGACCUCGAUGGCUUCGGAGCAUUGGAGCACGACCUGGAUGACCCAAGAGGGAGGCUGUCAAAAAGGAGGCGUUUUGAAGAAAACCCUGUUCCAGAGGUCGGGGAAUCUUCCGCUGCUCCGCCGACGGAGCCCAAGCUCUAUUGUAGCAUCUGUAUGCAGGAUUAUCUCGAUUUUGAGAGCUUCAGUAUGAGGGGCUGCUCCCACUUGUACUGCGCCAGCUGCGUGAGCCAGUACGUGGCGGCGAAGGUGGAGGAGAAUGAGGUGUUGAUCGGCUGCCCAGACCCCAGCUGCAAGACUGGAUAUUUAGAGCUGGAUAUGUGCCAAUUGAUCCUCCCGCCCAAGGUGAUCGACCAAUGGGCAAGCAGGCUCUGCGAGGAGAUACUUGAGCCAAUGAGGUUUUACUGCCCAUACAAGGAUUGCUCCGCAUUGCUGAUACAUGAAGGGGGAAUUAAUGGUGAGGUGAUUAGAGAAUCAGAAUGCCCGCAUUGUUAUCGGCUGUUUUGUGCUCAGUGUAAGGCGCCGUGGCAUUCAAAUAUCACAUGCGAGGCCUAUCAGCAGCUUGGAGAGGACGAGAAGGGGAGGGAGGAUUUGAUGCUGAUGGAGAUGGCGAAGAACCAGCACUGGCAGAGGUGCCCCAAGUGCAAGUUCUUUGUGGAGAGGACUGAGGGAUGUAAUUUUAUGAGGUGCAGGUGCGGUAAUACCUUCUGCUACAGGUGUGCAGGGCCAAUGAACAGUGACCAUUAUUGUCUAAAAUGCCGAAGUUAGCUCUAGUUGACGAGAGCUUGCCAAAAAAAAUUAUACCAGUCUCAUUGAUGAAUGCUAGGAAUGACAGUGUCUUACGUUUCUUCUUUUUAAGAUAUAUAUAAAUUCUCCUGAGACGGUAGUGGUCAUAGCCUCUGUGCUUAGAAAUUGUUUUUAUGAUUAUUAAGAUGUCUUUUGAGUAGUCCUGAGGCCAAGAUUUUGCCCCUCAGGUUCUUCUAUCAUAGAAUAGAAUGGUAGAAUGAGCAGCUUCUAGUUGAUACCAA
Molecule: messenger RNA, 2115 nt
Organism: Phoenix dactylifera (date palm)
Lineage: Eukaryota; Viridiplantae; Streptophyta; Magnoliopsida; Arecales; Arecaceae
Source: RefSeq, a predicted model, not a curated record